UCUCCUGGGUCCCCAGACAGCUGGAGGAGAUAAACAGAGGAGGAGGAGGGAGGGGAGUGCGUGUGUGAGAGCGCGCGAGGGAGUGUGAGUGUGUGUGAGCGCGGGUGUGAGGCGGUGCGCAGGGGCGGGCGGAGGCGCUGUCCGGCCCGGGCCAGGCGCCGGGCGGGGAGCAUGGGAAGGGGCUAGAGCUGCCCGGGCCCCCAGCCCCCUCCCCGGGAUCCGCGCCCCCCCUUCCCGGGAGAGGGGCCGGGCCCCCCGGACGGACAUGGGCUCCUGAAGUUGCGCCGCCGCCGGUCCUGGGAAGAGGCCUGACAGGUAAUUAAAUGUGUGUCUUGUGGACCUGGGCUUGGCUGGAAUGCUCAAGGGUCCUGAAGAUCCUUCUAUAGCUUCCUGCUGUUGAAUUCAUUAAGAGAAGAUGGCAAAAGUCAACAUAACUAGAGACCUCAUCCGUAGGCAGAUCAAGGAGCGGGGUGCUCUGAGCUUUGAGCGUCGCUACCAUGUCACUGACCCCUUUAUCAGACGACUGGGCCUGGAAGCAGAGCUACAGGGUCACUCAGGGUGUGUCAACUGUCUGGAGUGGAACGAGAAAGGAGACUUGCUGGCCUCUGGUUCCGAUGACCAGCACACAAUUGUGUGGGACCCGCUGCACCACAAGAAGCUGCUCUCCAUGCACACAGGACACACUGCAAAUAUCUUCUCUGUCAAGUUCCUGCCUCAUGCUGGGGACCGCAUCUUAAUCACGGGGGCAGCCGACUCCAAAGUGCAUGUCCACGACCUGACGGUAAAGGAAACAAUCCACAUGUUUGGAGACCACACAAACCGGGUGAAACGCAUCGCCACAGCGCCCAUGUGGCCCAACACAUUCUGGAGUGCUGCUGAAGAUGGGCUUAUCCGCCAGUAUGACCUUCGGGAGAACAGCAAACACUCGGAGGUGCUGAUUGACCUGACAGAGUACUGUGGCCAGCUGGUGGAGGCCAAGUGCCUCACCGUCAACCCCCAAGACAACAACUGCCUGGCAGUAGGGGCCAGUGGGCCUUUUGUGAGGCUCUAUGACAUUCGCAUGAUCCAUAACCACAGGAAGAGCAUGAAGCAGAGCCCUUCAGCAGGUGUCCACACCUUCUGUGACCGACAGAAGCCCCUUCCGGAUGGCGCAGCCCAGUAUUACGUGGCAGGUCACCUGCCAGUGAAGCUGCCUGAUUACAACAACCGUCUGAGAGUGCUGGUUGCCACCUAUGUGACCUUCAGCCCCAAUGGCACAGAGCUGCUGGUCAAUAUGGGAGGGGAGCAGGUCUAUUUGUUUGACCUGACUUACAAGCAACGGCCAUACACCUUCCUCUUGCCUAGAAAAUGCCACUCCUCAGGGGAAGUUCAGAACGGCAAGAUGUCCACCAAUGGUGUAUCCAACGGCGUGUCCAGUGGCCUGCACCUUCACAGCAAUGGCUUCCGGCUGCCAGAGAGUAGGGGACAUGUCAGCCCCCAGGUAGAGCUGCCCCCAUACUUGGAGCGCGUGAAACAGCAAGCCAACGAGGCCUUUGCCUGCCAGCAGUGGACCCAGGCCAUUCAGCUUUACAGCAAGGCUGUGCAGAGGGCCCCUCACAAUGCCAUGCUCUAUGGGAACCGAGCUGCUGCCUACAUGAAGCGCAAGUGGGAUGGUGACCACUACGAUGCCCUGAGGGACUGCCUCAAGGCCAUCUCCCUAAACCCAUGCCACCUGAAGGCACACUUCCGCCUGGCCCGCUGCCUCUUUGAGCUCAAGUACGUGGCUGAGGCCCUGGAGUGCCUGGAUGACUUCAAAGGGAAGUUCCCGGAGCAGGCCCACAGCAGCGCUUGUGAUGCAUUGGGCCGCGACAUCACAGCAGCCCUCUUCUCCAAAAAUGAUGGUGAAGAGAAGAAGGGAGCUGGUGGUGGCGGUGGCGGCCCCGUCCGCCUCCGCAGCACAAGCCGCAAGGACUCCAUCUCGGAGGAUGAGAUGGUGCUGCGGGAACGAAGCUACGACUACCAGUUCCGAUACUGUGGCCACUGCAACACCACCACGGAUAUCAAGGAGGCCAAUUUCUUUGGCAGGUCCGAGGCCCUGAAGAGAAGGAGGGCACAGCCUGCAACGCUCAGUACAUCGUCAGUGGCUCUGACGAUGGCUCCUUCUUCAUCUGGGAAAAGGAGACCACCAACCUGGUCCGCGUACUCCAGGGGGACGAGUCCAUCGUCAACUGCCUGCAGCCACACCCCAGCUACUGCUUCCUGGCCACCAGCGGCAUUGACCCUGUUGUGCGGCUCUGGAACCCCCGGCCAGAGAGUGAAGACCUCACAGGCCGAGUUGUGGAGGACAUGGAGGGCGCUUCCCAGGCCAACCAGCGGCGCAUGAAUGCUGACCCAUUGGAGGUGAUGCUGCUCAACAUGGGCUACCGGAUCACAGGCCUGAGCAGUGGGGGUGCUGGGGCCUCCGAUGAUGAGGACAGCUCCGAGGGCCAGGUUCAGUGCCGGCCCAGCUAGACCCUCCUGGCCUUGGUCCCCAGCGCCUGCUGCUGGCUGGACCCUCCACCAUGGGCAGGAGGUCAGGGGGUUCUGUUUUGGUUUGUCCCCCCCCCCCCACAUUUUUUUCAUUUCCCUGUUUUGUUUGUUAGUUUGGCAUUGGGGGUGGGGGGUUGCUACAACUUGCUGGCUUUCAGACUUUUGGGCAGAUUGCCCCUUGACUGGACCCAGCUCUGAGCAGAAGAGCAGGAGGGGAAGCCCCUCCAUAUGCCCCCCACCCAUAUGCCCGCUUCCACAUCCCUGGAGGGCUCUGACCUGCCUCAGGCUGGGUGGGAGGCAAGGGCUGAAGCUGUCUUCAAGGACUGUCCUACCCUUCAGCUGGCGGCAGGAAGGGGAGUGGACUUCCAGUCUAAGUAAGGGCUGGCCUUGACCUGCUGCCACUCUUGCUCCUGCGGGCAAGGCUAGCUCCUCCAUGGCUUCAGGGAAGGUUCUGAGAAAGGAUGCCCCCCCCCCCCCAGAGCUCCCUUCACCCGCCACCCCAGCCCCGUUUCAGGGUGGAAGCAGAAGGAAGGUGGGAGUCCUGCAGUAGGCAAGGCCAGGCCCCUGCCUGGGCACUAGAGCUUUCUCGCCCUUCUCCCAGUGCUAGCUCUGGACCCUGUGCCUGCUCUCACUGGCCAUCUCUGGGGGCUUAGGGGGCUUAGCCUUUCCCAAGGGCCCUGGCAGAGGGUGGGGCACCGCACCAUCCCCUUCUGCGCUGCACUGCAACCACUCCCACUCCUCUUUCUGGGGGCUCAUUGGCCUCACUGUGACCUUUCUGCCAGAGCUCCCAGCCAGGCCUAUUCUCUCUCGCUGAGGUGGCACUCUCUGCUAAGGGCCCUUUCUGCCCUCCCUCCCACCCCAUGUGCUGAGCCGCCACAAAGACCAAAGAAGUGAUGGCUUUUCUCUGUCCCCUGCUGCUCUUGGGGGGGGGGGGAGGGAGAGGGGGUCUCCUGAGUCACUCAGAUGGGAAAAUCCGUAACUCAGCCCCCUCCCUCCUCAGCAGCCCCAAGCUUGACACUGGACAGCAGUCACCCCACCACUCACCAAGCAUCUCUCUGCCCCCUUGGCUCUCAGCUGGGAGCUGCUCUCAUAGUUGCUCAGCCUUCCUCCCUCUCCCUCCCUUUCCCCUCAGUGCUUACUUGGCUCCAGCCCUCCAGCUGCAGCCUCUGGGGAGCUGCAGCCUCCCUUCUUCCCUCCCUCCGUCCUUCCCUCCCUCCGCCUGGUCUCUGCCAGGUGCCUCCUCUCAGUCAGGCUUCAGAGCAGCCCUGGAGACAGGAGGGCCAUGUUAAAAGCUUUUUCACAGUUCUAAGACGACAGGGGAGGGGGGGUGAGGAUAGUGGUGGGGGGUCUGGCACCAUCUCGUCAUUGCUUUAAUCCCAGCAACACAGGUGGCAGCUUCUCCCCCUUCCUCCCCACCCAGCCCCUCUCCCGCCCUUCUCUUCUAGCUUGGUAAUGAAGUAUAUUUAUUGGUGAAGGAAACAGCUGCUGCUGCUUUUCCUGCUGCUGGGACUUGCUCCCCUGUCUCUUCUCCAUGACCUUUCUCCAGCCAGGGAGGGGAAAGCAGGAGUACUGGGGCUGGGCCCUGGGGCCCAAAGACCAGCAGGGGCCCCUUUGCUUUCCUGUGUUGGAGCCACCUGCCAUUUCCUCUCUCCGUGCCUCCCCCCCUCCCCCCUCCCUCCCCCAGCCUGCCCAGCCUGGGCCCUGCAGUGUGGAGAGACACAUUAAGCCUUACUGUCCUCUGGGGGCAGGAGCCGAGCCUUUUUGUUGCUCCGCUCCCAGGAGAGUGAGGGUGACGCAAUUGAUUAAAACCAUUUUGUUCUA
Messenger RNA from Acinonyx jubatus (cheetah), 4329 nucleotides. RefSeq names its product WD and tetratricopeptide repeats 1 (gene WDTC1). Gene Ontology annotation, biological process: negative regulation of fatty acid biosynthetic process. Lineage: Eukaryota; Metazoa; Chordata; Mammalia; Carnivora; Felidae. Gene Ontology annotation, molecular function: protein binding. The transcript has 16 exons. Gene Ontology annotation, cellular component: cytoplasm; Cul4-RING E3 ubiquitin ligase complex. The record is from RefSeq and is a predicted model, not a curated record. The coding region runs from base 416 to 2362 and encodes 648 amino acids.